Messenger RNA from Myotis brandtii (Brandt's bat), 463 nucleotides. RefSeq names its product ribosomal protein L27 (gene RPL27). Gene Ontology annotation, biological process: translation. Bases 29 to 427 code for a protein of 132 amino acids. Lineage: Eukaryota; Metazoa; Chordata; Mammalia; Chiroptera; Vespertilionidae. Gene Ontology annotation, molecular function: structural constituent of ribosome. The transcript has 5 exons. The record is from RefSeq and is a predicted model, not a curated record. Gene Ontology annotation, cellular component: cytosolic large ribosomal subunit; ribosome.
CCUCCGGGGUGAAAGAAAUGGGCAAGUUAUGAAACCCGGGAAGGUGGUGCUGGUCCUGGCCGGACGCUACUCCGGACGCAAAGCCGUCAUCGUGAAGAACAUUGAUGAUGGCACCUUGGACCGCCCCUACAGCCAUGCUCUGGUGGCUGGAAUUGACCGCUACCCCCGAAAAGUGACAGCUGCCAUGGGCAAGAAGAAAAUUGCCAAGAGGUCAAAGAUCAAGUCUUUUGUGAAAGUUUAUAACUACAAUCACCUCAUGCCCACAAGGUACUCUGUGGAUAUCCCCUUGGACAAAACUGUUGUCAACAAGGACGUUUUCAGAGACCCCGCUCUAAAACGCAAGGCCCGGCGGGAGGCCAAAGUCAAGUUUGAAGAGAGAUACAAGACCGGCAAGAACAAAUGGUUCUUCCAGAAGCUGUGGUUUUAGAUAUAUAUUUUGUUUCUGUCAUUAAAAAUGUAAAAA